Molecule: messenger RNA, 3306 nt
Organism: Grammomys surdaster
Lineage: Eukaryota; Metazoa; Chordata; Mammalia; Rodentia; Muridae
Gene: Sdc2
Product: syndecan 2
Exons: 5
Coding region: 507-1112 (201 amino acids)
Biological process (GO): cell migration; dendrite morphogenesis
Cellular component (GO): cell surface; membrane
Source: RefSeq, a predicted model, not a curated record
GUGGGAUCAAGGGGAGGACCCGAGGGCGGCGGCGCGCAGAAGGAGGGGCGCUGCAGCCAAGCCACCAACCCAGCCGCGGAGAGCAGUACUCCAGAUACUCCUGGAGCUCCGGCCCUGCGGAUCGCGCGUCUCUGCCGCUCGGCAUCUUAAACUUCAGCGGCAGCUCGGUUUCAAUCCUUCGACUGCUUGCUUCAAAUCGUACAGCACCGCGAUCCGACACCCGAGUCCGUGGAGUGAAAGCACAACGCUGAGUAGGACCAGAUCAAGAAAAAAGCCUCGCGAAGCAGCAACUCUGGGUUGGGAGUGCAGAAGCCAACAAGUGAGAAGGCGCCGCGUUUCCGGGGCGCAGCGGGAAAGCUAGAGCAGGCGCCAGAGAAGACGACUAGAGCUGGAAUCUGAGCCCAAGCCUCUCUCCCGGAGGCAGCUCAGCCCCUAUCUUUUCUAGGCCCUCUGCGGCGUGCGCUGGGCUUCGUUUUAUCCGGGUACGAGCCACGUCCCCAGGGAAUAUGCAGCGCGCGUGGAUCCUGCUCACCUUGGGCUUGAUGGCCUGUGUGUCCGCAGAGACGAGAGCAGAGCUGACAUCCGAUAAGGACAUGUACCUUGACAACAGCUCCAUUGAGGAAGCUUCAGGAGUAUAUCCUAUUGAUGAUGAUGACUAUUCUUCUGCCUCUGGCUCAGGAGCUGAUGAAGAUGUAGAAAGUCCAGAUCUGACAACAUCCCGACUGAUUCCAAGGAUCUCACUCACUAGUGCUGCUCCCAAAGUGGAAACCAUGACAUUGAAGACACAAAGCAUAACACCUGCUCAGACCGAGUCACCUGAAGAAACUGACAAGGAGGAAGUUGAUAUCUCUGAGGCAGAAGAGAAGCUGGGCCCUGCUGUAAAAAGCACAGACGUGUACACCGAGAAACAUUCAGACAAUCUGUUUAAACGGACAGAAGUUCUAGCAGCUGUAAUUGCUGGUGGUGUGAUCGGUUUUCUCUUUGCCAUUUUCCUCAUCCUGCUGUUGGUAUACCGCAUGAGGAAGAAAGACGAAGGAAGCUACGACCUUGGAGAACGCAAACCAUCGAGCGCAGCUUACCAGAAAGCACCCACUAAGGAGUUUUAUGCAUAAAGCUCCCACUUAGUGUCUCUAUUUAGGAGAUCACUGAACUUUUCAAAAUAAAGCUUUGGCAUAGAAUAAUGAAGAUCUUUGUUAUCUGUUUUGUUCAUUACAGAGCCAUACUGGCCCUUUAAUGAUGAAAAUCCCAUUGUAUUUUCAUGUAUUUCUUUAGAAUGACAUAAAAGUAAAAAUUUAACAUCUGCAGUGUUCUGUGAAUAGCAGUGGCAAAAUAUUAUGUUACAAAAACCCUUGACAUUCAUGGAAUUGAUUUGAACAUCUAUGUGCAAAUACAAAAUGAUUGUGUUUGUCCUCUGGUUCAAAGAUGACUGCUGUUCCCCUUGUCAGCAGGUCUCCAGUUGACCUUACCGAGUUGGUCUGCAUUAAUUAAUUUAUCUCUUGUCCCUCUUUUCUGCCCUCCCUUCUUGUCCCCUUCCUUAAAAACAAAACCUUAUGCCUUUUGUAGCUGUCAUGGUGCAAUUUGUCUUUGAAUGAUUACAAUGAUGGUAAUUUAGUGUAUAUGUGAAUUUUUUCAAAUAUGUUAACCUUAACCUCCACUUUAUGUAAUUUUUUAAAUGUCAGACUAUCCAUUUUACACUUGCUUUAAUUUUCAUUACCUAUAGCUUCAGGCAGAUUUGCAAAGGCAAAUUAAUGUGUAAAAUUGGAUUAUUACUACGAAACUGUUUAGUCCUAGCUAUGUAAGCAGAUCUUCUUUUGGGACGAUUUGACAUAACUGACAAGCCUCAGCAAACCCAAAGAUGCUAACAGUAUUUUGAGAAAUUGCUGCAGAUUCCUUUGGCCACUGUACUUGUUAAUUUCUUGCAAUUUGAAGGUACAAGAAAGAGUUUAAAGAAAAAAAGAUCAGAUUUUUUUCUUAAAUAUGAAUUUAAGUUGUUAACAUCUUUUUAAGCCUUUGAAGUGCCUAUAAUUCUAUGUAACUUGUUGCAGACUGGUGUCAAUGAGUAUAUAUAACAAUUUAAAAAAAAGUUGGUAUUUUAUAAGCACAGAAAAUUCUAAUGCUAACUUUUGUAGUCUUAUGAAUAGACAUAAAUUGUAAUUUGGGAACAAACAAACUACUGAAUAAAUCACAUGGCCUAAUAUUGAAAAUGUCACUGUUAUAAAUUUUGUACAUUUCUUAUCAAAUGUACAUCUCCCCUUUGCUAUGACUGACUGUCUGCUCUCAGUGACUAUGUGGGUUUGAUUUCUGAGCAUCCCAUGGUGUCUGUAAGUCAAGACCAAAGAGCCCCUUAGUGAGGCUGUUUAUUACCAGAUUUACCUCUGAAUUGGUCAGAGGAAAUGUAUGUAUUAUCCUGCAUGUAUCUGGGUGCAGGGAUAGGAUGACUGCUAAGGGAUUUCAAGGUUUGCAACCUUUGUAGUGAAGCUACUGACAAUAUUGAGACAGAUGCCUUCUUUUGUAAUUUACUCUUAAAAGUAUAAAUUCCAAAGAAGCAAAGGGACCUUUCUAGAAGUAGGUAUCUGGGAUACCUAUAGAAUUGCUUACCUGUCAAAACUCCCCUGCAGAAGAACCCUGUGAGAGAAGACCACAGCCACUCCCUGCGGCAGGAGGGAAGGGGAGGGAGGCUCUGCAUGUAAAAUAACAGCCUGGCUACUUAGGAUGGAUUACUUAGAAAAAGUAAUGCCAGAGGAGGAGAUGGAGGUAUGGGGGGAGGGGUACCCCUGUUGGGUUCUCACUGAACAGAGCUUUUCCUUUUUCUGUUCUAUUUUCUAUUUUACCAUUAAUUUUUAGUUUUAAACUGUGAGCCAUGGAAGUAGAAAGAAGACAGCAAGAACCGCAACUUUUCCAGCAUAAAAUUAACUUUUGAUAAAGUUUGACUAUGUUUGAGCACCUUCCCUGAGCUUGUCACAGAACUCAUUCAAACAAAACUAAAGUAACACUUGGAACAGUGUUGUGUCUGAAUCCUUUAAUGACCUUAAUUCCUAAGUUUCUGUCCAAUUACAGCUGUAAUUCACCUUGUUUAGGAUUAAAAGGAAAUGAUGGGCCCUUCCAAAGCUGCACAAUGCCCCUCAAUCACAGAGGCUGAGAAUGUAGUGGGUAUACCUCUAAUUGUGCGAAACAGUGGAAUUCUAUUUGUAGAAUAACUUGCUUGGAAUAUCUAUGCUGGGGAAAAAAUUCCUGGCAAAUAUUUUGUCACUGCUGUAAAGCAAAUUUGUUAAAGUGCCAAAAUAAAGUCUGUCGUGCCGAAAGUAA